Molecule: messenger RNA, 568 nt
Organism: Drosophila kikkawai
Lineage: Eukaryota; Metazoa; Arthropoda; Insecta; Diptera; Drosophilidae
Product: RNA-binding protein 48
Cellular component (GO): nucleoplasm
Molecular function (GO): nucleic acid binding
Source: RefSeq, a predicted model, not a curated record
AUCACUAAGUCAAAUUUGUUUUUAUUUUCCGCAAUUUUUAGUUUUAAAACUACAAUUUGUGCAUCAGCAAGUAUGGAAGAGACAUCCUCGGACCACCACAAGCGAAUGGAAUACUGCACCACUAGACUGCAGUAUCGUCAAGGACGAGAGCUGAAAGCUGUAAAGGUUUAUACAGUGGCCAGUGAGUCCAGGCACUUGCUGAUAUUCGGCGUGCCAAAGAUAAACCUUCAAGCGAAUCUGAAGACCAAGUUGCAGGGCUUCGGAAGGCUGGAGUCCUGUAUAUGCAUAACCUCAGUUAUGGCUUCAAAGAUGGAACUAGAGGCCUUUACAGACGUAUUUGCAGUCAAAUUCGAGCGUUUGGACGUAGCUAGAAGGGCAAAACGGAUGUUGGAUGCUCGCCCAUUCUACGGGGGCAUCCUCCACAUUUCCUACGCUCCGGAAAGGGAAUCCCAGCAAGAGCUGCGGGAGAAGCUGCUGCAGCGCGGGCAGGAGGUGGCUCUUCGCAUCCGUUGCAAUCGGCGGGAUGAGGACCCGCCGCCCAAAAAGAGCCGAGAAGCCAAAUGAAUAC